CUAUCUUGGCAAAAAUCAGUUGUUUUUAGUCGGCUCGCUCUGUUUAAGCUUGGAAGACUAUAAUAAAAUCUGGACAGUUCUCUUGAAGAAACAAAACAAAAAAGAUCAAAAAAGAAAGCUGUUUACAAACCUUUUACUAGUAAAUUCUCAAGUYUCUUCUGAACGCCAUUUGCACUACUGUGUCAAACAGUUGGAGUCGAUUGGUGAGAUCACUUCUGCAAAGCAAAAGAGAUAACAUUUCAGAUUGAACGCRAACAAAAGAACGCGACUAGAAAAGACAUAUUUUACAGGACUAUGACUUAAAACGUCGCGGCAGUUUUACUAGAGGAGGUGGACGCUCCGCGGUUAGAGAGCGUGCUCAAUGUUGGAAAACUGUGAUGGUUUGAGCUGAAGUACUUUAGAUUUUAUCAGGAGAACUUAAGGAACAACCAUCAAGCAAAUUAAAGAAAUGACGAAGGGUGAUAUGAAGUUGACAAAAAUCUGCGGACUUUUCGUUGGAUUUGCAAUUUUGAUUUCCAAAGGAAACGCAUUACUUCAGCAACCGAUAUUUGACGAUGACGAAGACCGACUUCUCAAAGGGUUGUUUAAGUUCUACAACCCCGAACUACGACCGGUCGUUAAUAAGGGGGACAAGGUCACGGUGACGUUUGGUAUUUCUUUACAUCAAAUACUGGACAUGAUCCAAGAAGGCCCAGAAGCAGACACGAAGAAAUUCGUCGCAAACGGCGAAUGGAGUUUAGUCAGUUUUCCAGCAAAACGUAACGAARUGUARUACAUCUGUUGCAAGGAYCCGUAUCCUGACGUUACGUACACGCUACACAUUAGACGAAAGCCAAUAUACUAUUAUAUUAAUAUUAUAAUCCCUUGUCUCGUAAUUACAGACCGCGAACGUUUUCUACAACAAAGACUUGACAACAUGCGGAGAGACUCAGUAACUAAAUCAUCAUUACAUCUAAGCAACGGRCACGUGACAAAAACACGUCAGUCAUUCAGUCUUAGCUCAGAAAAACGUCAUGAUUCCUUAUCGAGUAUGCGAAGGAAAGAGUUCGAAGAGCGAUGGGCACUUUUAAACGAAAGUCGSUGUCAUAGCAACCCGAUAGCUGAUAGGAGCGAAGAUCGAUUUUCAAGGCUAAUCGAUUCUCAGUCGCUUUUGAUGGACAGUGUAAAUAAUCUAGUAAAACAAACGAACGCUAAAGAACUGUUGAGUGAACGMAAGAGGGAGUGGACGUUAGCAGCGAACAUCGUGGAUCAAACCUGUUUUAUUCUGUUUCUUGUGAUGUUAUUCUCUUCSACGGUUAUAAUAUUUACUCAGGCAUACUAGCAAAAGCUUUUUACAAAUAUUUGAUAUYUUAAGCCUGGCUUGGCAGUUUUGUAAGCGGAUCCCAAGUUCAAUGAGGUGGCUAAACAUGCUUCUCAGAAGAGGAAGCAGAAGCUUCUAGUGUUAAAUCUAAACUAGCCGCCGUCAUGUUGUUCUUUGUCAUGACGCAGAGAMCCUGAUCAGUAUGGCACCAGGCGAUGUAAAGCGAUACCAUUUCCUAGAGCAAAGCAUGACGGGAAACUCUGGUUUACGGCAUUCUGGCGUACACUUCGGUUUCAUCAAUCAAAGGCUGGAGACARGCAAUCAUAGUCACAAGGAAUCACAAGGAAAAGAGACCUUCCGCUUAAGAUUCCGUUGCUUCUACAGGCGGCGCUUUCGAAUACGUUUUAUGGCUUAGGCUCGAAACCAGUCUCUUGAGACGCGCAAUGCACCAAGGGAAGGUCUUAGCAAAAAAACGGCUUGCCUAGUGGAGCGAGUCAGACUCCUCUUCCUUUUGAAGUGUCACGUGUAACGCAAGUUGUAAGCUGUAACGGAAGCUCUAAUUUAACCACUGUAAAUAAGACGUGUUUAUAAUCGCAAACUAGGUAGAUAGAUAUUUAAUAGUUGACUAUUUAGAAAGAUAUAAAAUAACUUAAACGAAGAACAUACAAGAUUCCAUUAAUCUGAUAUCUAUUUCAUGGGUUUUUGUGACGGAACUGUUAUCUGUGAAAUAUAACUAUGUUAACAUAAUCAAUUAGAGCGAUUUUCAUCUGUGAAAUUCACUGUCAUGUACUACACUUCAUUACUAUUUUUACUCUAUUUUGUAUGUUUUUCUGUGUCUUUUCAGUGUAACAAACAAGUUAAUGGAACCAGUCWAAAUACUACAAAAUAUAUAACAGCAGAGAUAGACAGCUUUUACACUGAAUAAACUUAUAAGUGCUAUUUAAGAGGUAUCUUCAAGUACUGUAGAUAUUUGUUCAUUUUAAAUACAUAAAGUGUAAACUAAUUUCUACUAAAAGAUUCUCAUAUCA
Messenger RNA from Exaiptasia diaphana, 2328 nucleotides. RefSeq names its product neuronal acetylcholine receptor subunit alpha-7-like. Gene Ontology annotation, biological process: signal transduction; chemical synaptic transmission; monoatomic ion transmembrane transport. The record is from RefSeq and is a predicted model, not a curated record. NCBI's taxonomy places the organism in Eukaryota, Metazoa, Cnidaria, Anthozoa, Actiniaria, Aiptasiidae. Gene Ontology annotation, cellular component: neuron projection; synapse; postsynaptic membrane. Gene Ontology annotation, molecular function: transmembrane signaling receptor activity; acetylcholine-gated monoatomic cation-selective channel activity.